Heterobasidion irregulare TC 32-1 is the source of this 1132-nucleotide messenger RNA. RefSeq lists its product as uncharacterized. The annotation marks the transcript as partial. The transcript has 13 exons. The record is from RefSeq and is a predicted model, not a curated record. NCBI's taxonomy places the organism in Eukaryota, Fungi, Basidiomycota, Agaricomycetes, Russulales, Bondarzewiaceae. Gene Ontology annotation, cellular component: mitochondrion. Gene Ontology annotation, biological process: glycerophospholipid biosynthetic process.
GAUGCUAGCCAGAAAUUCUCUCCGGCGUAUCUUCCUCCCGCAUCCUCGCCACAGACAGUUCGGAAGCUCGUCGCGCUGGAUAUCUGACAGCAUUCCAUCGGCUGACCCCCCACUUGCGUUCACGUUCGACAUCGAUGGCGUUCUCCUGCGUGGAGCGACUGUGCUGCCAGCUGCGCGACGCGCACUGGCCAUGCUUGAGGGGAAGAAUCCUUUCGCGAUGAAGAUACCAUACAUUCUGUUGACGAAUGGCGGUGGGAUGCUUGAAGAAGAUCGUUGCAAAAGCCUCACGUCGAAACUGGGCAUUGAAAUUAGUCCGUCACAGUUUCUCCAGGCGCACACCAUCCUCAAAUCCCGAGCUCAAACGUCUGUAGAUGAAUCUGUUCUAGUGCUUGGCGGAAAUGGAAAUACGGUCAGAAAUGUGGCAGAGAGCUAUGGCUACAAGCACGUUUAUACCACUCUUGAUGUGAAAGCCUGGAACCCCCACAUCUGGCCAUUUCACGACCUUACGCCCGAGGAACUUGCGUCUACCAAGGCCAUCGACUUUUCCAAGACCCCCAUCACCUCUAUCCUCGUAUUCCACGAUCCACGCAACUGGGCCCUUGAUGUACAGAUUGCAACCGACGUGAUUCUUUCUGGUGGGCUCAUCGGGGCGCCCUACGUCCUCCCGCACAAGCGCCCCACAUCACACAAGCCUGUCGAGCUCGUUUUCUGCAACCCUGAUCUUCAGUGGCGUGCCGAGUUCGAACGGCCGCGGCUCGGGCAGGGCGCGUUCCGGGUCGCGUUCCAGGCUGUGUAUAAGGAACUUGCUGGAUCGGAGUAUCCAUACAUACAGUACGGUAAACCAACAGAAGCAACGUAUAUGUUCGCCGAGACUGUGAUGCGCGAUAGGCUGGCUGAAUUGUCAGGACGAAGGAUACAACACAUGCCCAAUAUGUAUAUGAUUGGAGACAAUCCCGAAUCAGACAUUGCAGGUGCCAACGCAGCAGGCUGGUCUUCUGUCUUGGUGCGCACGGGCGUCUAUGAUGCUCUACAUGGGCCUCCGACACAUGCCCCUACGCAUAUCGCUGACGACGUCGAGGGUGCCGUGAAAUGGGCGCUCGAACGAGAGGUAGCUAAAGCGACAAGACACUAA